This is a messenger RNA of Chelonoidis abingdonii (Abingdon island giant tortoise), 1609 nucleotides long. Its product is annotated as TSC22 domain family protein 3-like. The record is from RefSeq and is a predicted model, not a curated record. Gene Ontology annotation, biological process: negative regulation of activation-induced cell death of T cells; regulation of transcription by RNA polymerase II. NCBI's taxonomy places the organism in Eukaryota, Metazoa, Chordata, Testudines, Testudinidae.
AUGGCUAAGAAUGGUUAUCUGAACUAUUCCAAAUUCACAGAUUUCAUCGACAAGCUUCUGCAACAGGAUAGAGCUCAAUUUCAGGCUCUCACUGAGGAUAGCAAGCUGGUUGCCAGAACUACUCUUCAAUCAGCUGUAGAUGCAGCAGACACAUCUUUGAGGGAAAUGGCUAUUGCUGUUGUGAUGCUCCAUGAAUCAUGGCUCUAUGUUUCAGAGUUCCCAGGGGAUCGCUGUGGAUCUGGCUCGCUGCUAACCGGCCGUCGCCUUCUUGUGUCUUUCAGCGCCUCCGGAGCCAGCGUGGUGGCUAUCGACAACAAGAUUGAGCAGGCCAUGGAUCUAGUGAAAAACCACCUGAUGUAUGCUGUGCGGGAGGAGGUGGAGAUCCUCAAAGAGCAGAUCAAAGAACUGGUGGAGAAGAACUCCCAGCUGGAGCGAGAGAACAGCCUCUUGAAAACGCUGGCCAGCCCUGAGCAGCUGGAGAAAUUCCAGUCCUGGCUGCCUGCAGAGGUGCUAUCCGCAGAGGAGCAGGGCGGGGCGGCUGCCCCGGCCCAGCACACCAGGGGCUCUGCAGUGUAAGGUGGCUCUGUCCUUGGAGUGGGCAGAGCCACUGAACUCUUUCUACUUAAUCUCCUUAAAAAGUUGUUUCCUCCCUCAUCUCAUGUGGAGAACUUCCCAAGCUAGCGAGAGCUAUGAGAUGUGCCAGGGGCGCUGCCCCAGCUGCUGGGACACUGACUGGCUCUGAAGGAGCAAGGUGUCAUGUUAGGACACUGCACAAUCAGACGACCCCCAACAGGGGCCUCUUUGCAUGUCCUUGAGAGUGCAGGGGCUGCACAACCGGUCAAGUACCCUCACUGCACCCUUCAGCUGGGCUCCUGCUGCACUUGACAAAGACUGAUCCUUGGAGGAAGCCAGUUGUUGAAGAGAUACAAAUCUGCCCCUACAGCCACUCUGGAAUGGGCCUGGAGCAGGAACCAAAAACUGACCCUGUCAGCACCUUUAUGUUGGUAGCUUUGGACAGUGCAUGGCUUGCGCACACCACAGGUUGGGGAUUACAAGGAAAGCUUUGUUUCGUUAGUGCAGGGAUCUUUAUAUCCUUAGCCACAUCUAAGGAAUGUAUACACGCAACCAGCGCUGGGGAUGGCUACAGAAGCCUGGGGCUCUUGGGGGGGCUCUAUGGAUGCUGCUGCCCAUAGCUGUAUGCCUGGGGCUGGCUGGGGAUUCCAGCCGAGUGUGGAGGCAGAACGCUUAGAUGCUGAUUGGAAAUGGGUGACUGGAGUUGUCUCGCUGUGGGAUAGGUUUUUAUACAUAGCUCAGUCUGUGUACAGACCUCCUCGGGAGGGAGAUUCUCCCUUCUCUGGCCUGCCCAGCGCAGGGUCACAGGAUAGCCACAGCAGAGAUUUUAUAAUGAAACAUGCCAAUGAGACCCGGCUGCUGUGGACGGGGUGGCACGGCCCCUUGGGGGUGUGAGAGCGGAGGUUAUUUGCUCCGUGAGCGUCCCCCCCCUUUGUGGAGCGGCCAGGGCAUCGCUUUUGACAUUGGACUGUCGGAGCAUUAAUGUGAAUGCUUGAAUCUAGCUAGAAAUGGCAAUAAACUCUACUUUUGAUAUAGA